CUUGCUGGUCUCAGCCUUCACAAAGCCGCACCGAACCUAACAACAGCCCUGUCUACCUGUGAGAGAGGGAAAUGAAAAGGAGGCUACAGAAGAAAUACUUCAUUUUAAUUCUAGGAUAUUCCGUGUUACUUCUGUUAAUUCCGUAUAUGCUGGACUACAGGAGUAAAUCAGGGCAUAUUAAACAUGGCAAGCAACAGCCGAGGUGCCCCGACCUCGAUGUGUGGAAUAACGGGGACAAGUUCAGCAACACUACGGGUACCGUGGAAGAGACGGUAGUCAACAGGAGCCAGUCUAAAAUACACGUUUAUUUACAUGCUACAUGGAGGACGGGGUCAUCGUUCUUAGGAGAGUUAUUCAAUCAACACCCGGAUGUGUUUUACCUCUACGAGCCCAUGUGGCAUGUAUGGCAGGCUCUCUAUCCAGGAGAUGCGGUCAGUCUGCAAGGAGCAGUGCGUGAUAUGAUGAAGGCGUUAUUACGAUGCGACUUCUCAGUUUUAAAACUGUACACAGGGAGCCAAAAUAUUACCACGUCUUUUAUAUUUGGAUGGAGAAAGAACAAAGUGAUCUGCUCGGAACCUCUAUGUGAGGCGUACAAGAGAAACGACGUGGGAUUAGUCCAAGAUGACGUCUGUGGAAAGUGUCCAAGGAAAGAUAUCAAAGAGUUGGAGAGGGAGUGCAAGAAGUACCGCGUCGUGGUAAUCAAAGGUGUGCGGGUUCUGGACCUCGGUGUACUCGUCCCGUUAAUGAGAGAUCCCGCUUUAAAUCUCCAGAUCAUUCAGUUGUUUAGAGACCCGCGGGCAGUGCACAAUUCACGACUGAAAUCGAAACAAGCUCUGGUCAAGGAGAGCAUACAGGUACUGAGGAGUAAAAAACAGACGGAGAAAUACAAGCGUCUACUGGUGCCAAACAACAGGGGGAACCGGGCAGAGAAUUAUGUCUCUAGCGCAAUGGAACUAAUAUGUGACAACUGGCUGAACGACAUGAUGCUCAUGAUGAACGCGCCCCCCUGGGUGAAGAGGAAUUACAUCAAGAUCCGCUACGAGGACUUGGUUCUACAUCCCAUGGAGGAACUCAGGAGACUCUACAGCUUCUCCAAACUCUCCUCCUUUCCUGCCAUGGAUAAGUUCGUGUUGAACAUGACCCACGGACACGGUUACUCCUCAGACAAACCGUUUGUAAUAUCGUCCAGGGACGCUAAGGAAGCCAUCUUCGCAUGGAGAGAGCGGUUGAACAUUGAGCAGAUCUCCCAAGUGGAAGACUACUGCAGUGAGGUCAUGAGACAACUGGGCUAUCAGAAGAACAGUGUGGAUCAAACAUAGACAUUACAGCAUCAGGAUGGUGGUGAUGGAGGUGCCUGAAAUUGAUGGGAGAAACUACGAUGGCAGGAGUGGCAGACUGGUGGCAAAGGGAAGAGGAACUGAGAAGCAGCAAGACUUGAAGGAGAGAGGAUACACAGGGAAGGAGUCUCACGGGCAGGACAGAAGCAUGUCAACAUGAAGAGGACUUAGAGGGACAGACAUGUGCUUUAGAUGCUACAAUGAGUUGUGCUUCCUGUUUGUGGAUCUGUCAAACGUGUUUGAUACUGCUUUUUCCAUUGAACAAGUUGUCCUCCACUGGCCUGAGCUCCGAGGCCUGAGCUCAUGACAUCAAUCACGAUGUCCUGAGUCCGAAUGUCUUGACGUACGUAAAGGGUGUUCCCCAGGGAUCGAUGCUAGAACCGGCUCUUUUCAUUAUUUAUAUUAAUGCUAUUGGUCAAUUUGUUUAAUAAAAUCAUUUAACUCCUGUUUAAUACGGGGGCAACUACAUGUUGUUUUCAAGUUCUCUUCUAAUGAUCUCAGAUGAUUCUAUAAUCAGACCAGGCCCAUAAAUCAGCCUUUAAUUUCCGUGCACCUGACGUGAGGAGUGAUCUACAAUACCCUUUAAAUUGGAGGAAUUGAUGCCUCUAGAGCAUUUCAGACAGUUAUUAGGUCACGUUUUUUAUAAUUGGGUUUUGCUUUUCGUGUAUAAGAACAGUGUACAUAUUAAAAUACCUAUCAGCCAAAAGUUUGGACACACCUA
Messenger RNA from Oncorhynchus masou masou (cherry salmon), 2058 nucleotides. RefSeq names its product carbohydrate (N-acetylglucosamine 6-O) sulfotransferase 7 (gene chst7). NCBI's taxonomy places the organism in Eukaryota, Metazoa, Chordata, Actinopteri, Salmoniformes, Salmonidae. Gene Ontology annotation, molecular function: chondroitin 6-sulfotransferase activity; N-acetylglucosamine 6-O-sulfotransferase activity. Gene Ontology annotation, biological process: carbohydrate metabolic process; N-acetylglucosamine metabolic process. Gene Ontology annotation, cellular component: trans-Golgi network; Golgi membrane. The transcript has 2 exons. The coding region runs from base 72 to 1319 and encodes 415 amino acids. The record is from RefSeq and is a predicted model, not a curated record.